This is a messenger RNA of Diaporthe citri, 831 nucleotides long. RefSeq lists its product as uncharacterized. Bases 1 to 831 code for a protein of 276 amino acids. Lineage: Eukaryota; Fungi; Ascomycota; Sordariomycetes; Diaporthales; Diaporthaceae. The transcript has 3 exons. The record is from RefSeq and is a predicted model, not a curated record.
AUGUUCUCGAUAUACCCGCGAAGCCCCUUUGACAUCACCGUCAUCGCGCUCAUGGUCCUCACGGUUCUGUUCUAUAUUACCACCACUAUCACCAAGAUAUGGGAGUGCGUCCCACGGGCCAAGAUCUGGGACACAUCCAUCCCGGGCCACUGCAUCGACACGUACAUGUUGCUCAAUGUCAGUGGUAUAUUCAACACGGUGACAGACUUCAUUAUUGUCAUGCUGCCCCUCGGGCGGGUCUGGACCCUUAAUAUGAAGCUCAAAAAGAAGGCCUACGUCGUUUUAGCAUUCACGUUCGGCAUGUGCGCUCCUGCAUUUAGCCUUGUGGGCUCCAUAGUACGCCUACGAAGCACCAACAAUCCAGACAAGACUUGGGUCCAGCCUGAGAUAGUUAUGUGGGGGCUAGCCGAGCUGACAACGGGCAUCCUCUGCGUGAGCUUCCCGGAGCUCGGGGUGCUUCUCCGGGGCCGAAUGCGGAGACCCGGCGUAGAGGCCAGCACAGGCGUCAGGAACGGGCGGUACCGCCAGCAGGACGCUGGAUUCCACAACCUGCGUCCCAGGCUUCUCAUUUGGACUCCAAGGACGGCGCCCACGGCAAGUACCUUGCGUAGGGCUGGAGGCUGGGGCGGCACUACAACGGUGGGCUCGGCUGGAGCAGAUGGCGGCGGCAGGCUGCACCAAUAUGUCGAGUUGGACGGUGUGAACUUGAUCCAUCACCCGGCGGCUGCAGUGACCGUCGAGAGCCGGAUAAUGCAGCAACACUGCGGUAGGUGUCUCGGUGACAUGGAGGCUAUGAGGGUGGUCAAAGUGAAUUCUGAUACUAUAGUGUAA